CAUAGGCCUGGGUCCGUUCUCCCGAUACUAACUGCUGGUGUCAACAAUUUGCUGUUCACACGUUACCGCUAUCAAUUGUCACCAUGUUUGCUCGUCGUUGCGCCCGCCUGGCUAACUCUCGGACGGCUGUCCCCUUGACCUCCUACUUGGCCCGCGUGCGCCAGUACUCGUCCGGUUCGAGCUAUGAACAUAUCCUGACCUCGACUCCGAAGCCCGGUGUCGGUCUCAUCACUCUGAACCGGCCCAAGGCCUUGAAUGCUCUUUGCAGCCCGCUCUUCACUGAGCUGAACGAUGCCCUGAGCAAGUAUGACACCGACAAGGACAUCGGCGCAAUUAUCAUCACCGGCAGCGAGAAGGCAUUCGCCGCCGGCGCCGACAUCAAAGAAAUGGCCCCCUUGAGCUUCUCCGCCGCCUACACCGACAACUUCAUCGCACCCUGGUCCCACCUCGCCAACGCAAUCCGCAAGCCCGUCAUCGCCGCCGUGUCCGGAUAUGCCCUAGGCGGCGGCUGCGAGCUGGCCCUGAUGUGCGACAUUCUGUACUGCACAUCGAACGCGACCUUCGGCCAGCCCGAGAUCAAGCUCGGUACUAUCCCCGGUGCCGGCGGAUCCCAGCGCCUGACGCGGGCGAUUGGCAAGAGCAAGGCUAUGGAGUUGAUUCUUACCGGCAAGAACUUCAGCGGUAAGGAGGCCGGUGAGUGGGGUGUUGCGGCGCAGGUUGUUGAUGGUGGUAAGGAGGAGCUGCUUGAGGUUGCACUGAAGACCGCGGAGACUAUUGCUGGUUACAGCCGUGUGGCGGUUGUUGCUGGCAAGGAGGUUGUGAAUAAGAGUCAGGAGUUGUCGCUCCGGGAGGGUGUUGAGUAUGAGCGACGCCUGUUCCAUAGCUUGUUUGGCAGCAAGGAUCAGAAGAUUGGAAUGACUGCUUUCGCGGAGAAGAAGAAGCCCGAGUGGUCGCACGAGUAGAUCUCUUCGAUCUCUAUAGAAGAUACUGUGUUCUAAC
This is a messenger RNA of Penicillium cinerascens, 999 nucleotides long. RefSeq names its product enoyl-CoA hydratase echA (gene echA). Gene Ontology annotation, biological process: fatty acid beta-oxidation. Gene Ontology annotation, cellular component: mitochondrion. The record is from RefSeq and is a predicted model, not a curated record. NCBI's taxonomy places the organism in Eukaryota, Fungi, Ascomycota, Eurotiomycetes, Eurotiales, Aspergillaceae. Gene Ontology annotation, molecular function: enoyl-CoA hydratase activity. Bases 84 to 962 code for a protein of 292 amino acids. The transcript is spliced from 4 exons.